AUGGGAACAGAGCUCUGGUUACAGGAUACUGUUACCAUUCUUACUCAUCUGGCGAACUUAGGAUACAAAGUCAACAAAGCCAAACUGCAGAUAUGCCGACCUGUCGUGACAUUUCUAGGAUGGAGGGUUUCCAGCAAGGGUCACUCCCUGACUGCUGACACCAGAGGUUGCAUCCUGAAUCACCCGAAGCCAACUACCGUGAGUCACCUUCUGUCUUUUCUUGGCUUGACAGGUUAUUCCAGGAACUACAUCCCUAAUUACUCAGGCUUGGUUGCACCUUUGAGGGCUGAAAUUACCAGACGGCCGGAUGUUGUCACGACAACCCCAUGGUUAGCUCCAAUAGUUUGGGACGGCACAUUCGAUCAGACAGUGAUUGACGUCAUUUACAAACAACAAAACAUCACAGUGGCAACCACCGUAUUUGCUUUGGGCAAGUACGUUGACUUCCUGAAGGACUUUUUGGAGACGGCAGAGAAGAACUUUUUUCUGCAUUACAACGUUUAUUAUUACGUGUUUACUGAUCGGCCGGACGAUGUUCCAGAGGUGACUCUGAGUCCGGGACGUAAGCUGACUGUUCUAAAAACGGCGAGCUCGGACCGCUGGCAGGAAAUCACGCUGAGGAGAAUGGAGAUGAUCGAGAAGCUGAUCGAGGAACACCUCAUUCACAAAGCCGAGUACAUAUUCAGUCUUGACGUGGACUGCAAGUUCUAUGGCCCCUGGGGGGCGGAGUCUUUGGGUGACAUCAUCGCCACUCUGCAUCCUGGGUAUUACGGACAAUCGCGAAACAAAUUUCCAUACGAGCGGCGGCCUGAAUCGCAGGCCUACAUCCGGCAAGAAGAGGGGGACUACUACUAUGGGGGUGCAGUGAUCGGGGGGCGCGUGGACAGGGUGCUCAAACUCACCAAGACGUGUCGCAAACAGCUGGACGUGGACCGAGAAAAUAAAAUCGAGGCGGUGUGGCAAGAGGAGUCUCAUUUAAACAAGUACUUCCUGUACAACAAACCCAGCAAGGUGCUCUCACCUGAGUACCUGUGGCAGGACUUCAAAGCAAAAACUCCCAACAUAAAAGUGAUCCGUUUCUCUCAGGUCAUCAAGAACUAUGCACAGGUUCGACCCAACCCCUGA
Trichomycterus rosablanca is the source of this 1125-nucleotide messenger RNA. Its product is annotated as globoside alpha-1,3-N-acetylgalactosaminyltransferase 1-like. Gene Ontology annotation, molecular function: hexosyltransferase activity. The record is from RefSeq and is a predicted model, not a curated record. Gene Ontology annotation, biological process: carbohydrate metabolic process. Lineage: Eukaryota; Metazoa; Chordata; Actinopteri; Siluriformes; Trichomycteridae. Gene Ontology annotation, cellular component: Golgi apparatus; vesicle; membrane. Bases 1 to 1125 code for a protein of 374 amino acids. The transcript is spliced from 4 exons.